Messenger RNA from Syngnathoides biaculeatus (alligator pipefish), 2162 nucleotides. It is a transcript of the gene ncaph2, whose product is annotated as non-SMC condensin II complex, subunit H2. Gene Ontology annotation, biological process: meiotic chromosome condensation; mitotic sister chromatid separation. The transcript is spliced from 19 exons. The record is from RefSeq and is a predicted model, not a curated record. NCBI's taxonomy places the organism in Eukaryota, Metazoa, Chordata, Actinopteri, Syngnathiformes, Syngnathidae. The coding region runs from base 1 to 1947 and encodes 648 amino acids. Gene Ontology annotation, molecular function: chromatin binding. Gene Ontology annotation, cellular component: condensin complex; nucleus.
AUGAAAAAGACGUUCCCAACCAGCGCGAUACACGGAAUGACCGCUGAGCGGCAGCACGUCCGCUUUUCUGCGGAUGCUUCAGACCUGAAGCGGAAGUUGCAUACCGUCCCGAGGAAUAGAAGAAGAAUUGCCCGGGAGUUUGGUCGACAUUUGUCUUUGUUUUGCUCCAUCGAGGAUCGCCACCUGACGGUCCCCAAGUGUGCCGCACCCAUGGAGUCCACAGAGAGCCGAUUCGCUCACUUGUUGCAACCCAUCCGGGAACUCACCAAGAACUGGGACGUGGACUUGGCGGCCGAGCUCAACGACUACCUGGAGGAGCUGGACGAGAUGCGCCUGACGUUCGACGAAGGAAACAUCAAACUGAACUUUGCUGAGGCGGCGUUGCUCAUCCAAGGUUCUGCCUGCAUCUACAGCAAGAAGGUGGAGAUGCUGCACAACCUGGUCUACAAUACGCUGGACUACAUCCGAGACCGCAACAAGAAACAAAGCAAACAAGCGGCCACGGGCAAAGACGCAGGCGGAGCGGAGGCGCACCUGGACGAUGAUGGCGACGACGACGAUUCGUUUUGCGACGUGGACAUCGAAAUUUCCGAGUGUGUGGACCAGCCUGAAUCCAAUGUGCUGGUGGAUGUGGUCCCCCUCCCUCCAGUCUCUCUGAUUCCACCUGAAAGUCGAGACAAGAACAAGUUUCUUCUCAUCAGCGCCAAAUGUGACGUGGUGUGCAGCCAAAAGGAGUUUCGCAUGAAUAUUUUCCUGCCGGGACCUCAAGACUUGAUCCUGCUCACGCCAGCCUCCGCCGCUGGCACGCGUCUCUGCCACACAAAUGAUGUUGCCGUGGCGACUGGCGACGACGACGUCACUGCGGGCUGCCCGGUGGAGAGUUUCCUUCCUGUGGAGAGCGCCAUGGAAGUGGAACAGGAAGUGGAUGAGCACAUUUUGAGGCAGCAGCAGCAGGCUCCAAGCCGAGGCCCGCAGAGUCAUCAACUGCGGCGGACGGUCCCGGGGGACGAGGCGCUCCCCGCCCGGGACGCGUGGGCGCUUCGCGACGCGUACGCCGCAGCGGAGGACGACGACAAACCUUUCAAGUCAGGAAAGCCCUACAAGGUUCCCGGCGGUCCGGACGGCAACGGCAAGAGGAAGCGGGCCGACGGGAGCCCCCGGCUGGAGGACUUCAGGAUCUGGUUCAAAAAAACAUACGAUCCCGCUGAAGCGAAACUCCGAAAAGGACCCACCUGCGUCGACCUCAAUUAUAUUUAUAGGAGGAGCCUCAAAGGCAAACUCAGGAACCUGAAGAGAAUGAACGACAACAAUUUGGGAGUUGACAAAAAGGUUUCGGACGAGGACUUGGUGAGGAGCCUUCUGGAGCCGGAUGACGAAGAGGAACAGGAAAGGCCCCGGACGCGGACGGGCGGAUUCGAGGAGCGCCACCUUCUGGAUGCGGACGACGACGACUGGGAGCGGGAAAUACUCGACGCGGGAGAAGGCGACACGUCUCCGGAAGCCGAGCGUUUGAAUUACGAGGAGCUGGUGAAGCUGCACGUGGAGGAGAGGGUGCACAAGUGCCGCACUUACAUGCAGGAGACGGCGUUGUCCCGCCGCGUGCGAGACUGGGUGGACUGCAUCCGCCCAAAUCUUCUCUGGCAGGAGGAGCGCCCGCCGCUCAACAUCGACGACUACAACGACAAGAUCGUGUCGGCGUUGGGCGCGGUGGGCCGGCGCCGUGACUUUGCGUCCGUGGUGCGCGGCGAGGACAACUUUGAAGUCUGCAAGUUGCUGAUGGCGUCUUUACAGCUGGCCAACGACCGCACGGUGGCCAUCGACGGCGCGCCGGGUCUGGAAGAGCGCGUGGACUCGAUGGGCUUGACGCUGCUCAACAGGGUUCGAGCGGCCGACAGGUUUAAAAACCUCCCUGCUCUUCCUUCCCCUGAUGAUGAUGAUGAUGAUUAGAAGUUGAUGACGAAAAUCCAUCAUUCCAAUCCGCACAUAAACGCGCUCAUCCGUUCUGCCUUCCGGUCGCCAAGGUCAUCAUUCGUCGUGCUUAUGAUGUCACGAGGUCCAUUUGUGUACGUUUGUCUGUCCGUCUGCUGUCACACUGGGGCGGGGCAAAAAUCUUUGGACGUUGUUGAUAUACUUUGAUUGAUAAUAAAGAUGAUUUUUAUGCA